CUCGUGCAAAGGUCUUCGGUUGUUGAGAAAAUGUUGUACGGAUGUUGCCCAAACUCUUGUUAAAAAAAUUAUCUUACUACUCUCAGUGUCGGGGAUAACUUGAGCAGGAAUUGAACUGAUGUCCCAUUCAUUAAAAGCUAUCGCAAAUUCUUGGAAAUUGCGUCGGGUUGUAACUCGCCAGCACUCGUGGUAACUCGUAGCCCAAAAACGUGACAGUUAUUCAGGGUCUGAAAUUUAAAAACGAAAAAGGCCUAACCCUGUAUACAGUGGGUAAAGAGCAAAAUACCUUUUGUGGUAUUUUAGCAUCCCAACUUACAUACCGAUUGUAAGUUUGAUGAAUGAAAGUGAUAUAACAAGAACGUUUCGUUCCAAAAGAUCUUUGGUUUAAAAAAAAGUAUGAUACCUUAACAUGCACUUAAAAUUCUGAAAAGCUGACUAGUUCGUGCCAUCUUGUAUAAUUAAAAUCUGUAUCAAGUUCCAUGCUCAAGUUAUAUUCCUAAAGAUAUAUAAUCCAUCCGAUGAGGAAGGUUGGGAACACUGGGUUAAAACUAUUGAUCUAAAUUUCAGUCAUAAUUUUUUUUAUGGAUCUUUAAAUAUCCUAAUUUGCUGUUUACGACAGGAAAAAAACUGACGCAUAUCAAAAUCUGCUUCAAAUGUGUUUUAUAUGUGAUAUUCAAUAUGAAAUAGUUGGUAAGAUACCUUUGAGAUAUUGUCUGUAAAAGAAAUGAAUUAAACUAACAGCAAAUGUUUCAAACGAUAAUCGUUAAUGGGUAUUCAAUUAAGGCUACAUCUAAUACGAUGAGGGAAAAUUAACUUAAUAUUACGACAAUACGCAGUAACUGUAAGUUUGUUAUGGUUAUAACUAUUUUACUUCAUCUUUGAAUCGUUUUUCUCUGAAGGACAUCUGGAGGUGCACUAGCAAACUUUUUUCAAAACAAAUAGAUACUGUUUUUGUUUUGCGCUACAAUUAGAACUCUACUUAUUAUGUUUCUUCAAACAAACCCUGGGCGUCUCACCCGCAUUUCCUUCAGAUUAGACAUGCCGUUAUAAACAUGUUGUGUAAUUUGAAUUUGCUAUAUAGUUUUCAACUCGCGGUCAGUGAACAGAACAACAUUUUAGAAGAGACCAAACACUUUCGAAAUAAAGCCAGUAUACCGUAUAUAUGCAUAGAUCACAAGACAACAUAAAGCAAAUACAUAUCUUAAAUUCCAUUUAAGGUCUUAAUAAUGUCUCAAAAUGUACCUAAGAAACGACCAGAGUAAGACCUUAAAUUUCUAUCUUGUUUUUCUAAAUAGUAAUAUUUCAUCCUGCAUGUUCAUGUCAAAUUUAUGAGUGAAAUAUACAGUAGUUAAACUUAAACAACUUUUAUUACCAAGAGCCAUAACAUAUUUACUUAUGAUAAACGGGAUCCAAUGAAAUGAGGGUUGUAAUGUACUCAUAAUGUGUAUGGGUUUUUUCAACCCGGUGUUACUUGUUAAGAGAAAACCUUGGACGAAAAGGGGCAGGAGGAGGCUCAGAGAAAAGCUAAACAGCUACUGGAAAAGCCAUGAAUACCGCGUGUCGACUGGAGUUCUAUCGUAUGUAAAUUGAAGACGUAUGCUUUUAAUAGUGAAAAUCAUAUAUACUGUUUAUGCCAAACAGUUGUAUUCGCAACAAACGCUCACUUCAAAUUGAAGCCAUCGUUUCCAAAGCUCUAUUUCGUUAGUUGUAUUAGAUAGCUGAUUGGGUUUUUUUUAUUUUCACCAUUAUUUUUCAUCUCAUUGUCCAUUCAUAUUUCAUAAUUUAAGAAAAAACAUAUAUGUAAAUUUACAAAAUUGAGAGGAAAUGCAGCUUGAAUUUGCUAUAAGUUAAUAUCAUGUAUGUGACUAACUUAAGGAAUAUUCAAAACGUUGGUAUGUUUUUUUGUUUGUUCGGGUUGACCAAGAUCUGGAAUAUAUUCAUCUAUCCAGAGCGAUGGUUCUAUUUCCAAAAUAAAUACAAAUUAUUGGCUUUUAUUACUUUGUAAUCAUGCAUUAUAUGCGAAUGUUGGCGAAAGACAAUGAUUUAAAAUGAUUUGCUCAAUUCUACAUAAAAACAGUUGGAAGAGUCGAAAAAGCAAAAAGUGACGACAUAUGAACCAUUACCCGGACUGGAUCUGUAGCAGGCGAGGAUCCUGUUGGUCGGUCAGGUCGGAGCUGGGAAGUCCAGCUACUUCAACACCAUCAACUCUAUCUUCCGAGGACACGUAAGUGUCCAAGUCAACGCCGGAAGUGCCGAAAAGAGCUUGACAACUUCCUACCGAAUGUAUCAAGUAAGGGACGGAUAUGCAGGUAAACCCCUCAACUUUCGCUUAUGCGAUAACCGUGGUUUAGAAGAGGAUCACGGUCUUACUCACAUAGAGGUCGGAUAUCUACUUGACGGUCACGUGCCUGAAAAACACAAGUUUACCAAGGAUAUUCCACUCGCGCCUGAUGCAAUAGGCUUCGUGAAGAAUCCAACAUUGUCUGAUAGUAUCCACUGUGUGGCGUUUGUCCUUGACGCCAGCACUGUUGACGUCUUCCCGGAGAAAGUAAUGGAGCACAUCAAAACAACGCAAGCGCAAGUGAAUCAAAGAGGGAUACCCCGGGCUGUUUUGCUGACUAAUAUUGACCGAAUUUGUGAGGAGGUCUCUGAUGACGUCAGCAAAGUGUUCUUCAGUGCAGCAGUAGAAGAAUGUGUGAACAAGGUAUCUAUGAUGAUGGGAUUACCCCAGUCACAUGUACUACCUGUCAAAAACUAUCAUCGUGAGGUACAGCUUGAUCAAAACAUCAACAUCUUGGCACUCCUUAGUCUCGAACGAAUCCUCAAUUUUGUCGACGACUUCCUCUACAACAAACUUGAUGAACGCGAGGUUGCGAAAGUCGAGCGCAUUAAGAUUAAUGAAUAAGGUUUUGCUGGAAAAAUCAGAACUCAAACUGAAACUUAAAAAGCCCGAGUUUAUGAUACUCAAUAUUUGCAACCUUAACGGUAGAUCAUUAAAUUAGUUACUUUUUUUACAAAAUAAUAGCUUAUAAGUAGCAUGAUGUAUUUUUAUUUUGAAGUUUUAAAAUUGUGAUUGAGGUCUUUCUGACUAACACUAUCUAUAACCUUGCAUUGCUUCUAAGAUGCAAAUCUUUUGCCAAUAUACAGUUGCCACAGAUGAGGCACUUCUGCAUAAUCUUCUUGGAGAAAAGCAUGUAAAACAUUAGUAUAUACAGGUGAAGUAACCCAUUACCAUAUCCUGGGGAAAAAACAUAUAACCAUAUCACAGGAAAAGCAUAUCCUAAUAAUACUAAAUAAUAUGUUAGUGAGACACGAAAAACACAAACUGUAGUAACACAGUACCAUAUAUAGUUAAUAGAAAUUAUUGAGGCUAACAUCAUAAUAUACAGGACAAAC
This is a messenger RNA of Mizuhopecten yessoensis (Yesso scallop), 3396 nucleotides long. Its product is annotated as interferon-induced protein 44-like. Bases 2282 to 2905 code for a protein of 207 amino acids. The transcript is spliced from 4 exons. Lineage: Eukaryota; Metazoa; Mollusca; Bivalvia; Pectinida; Pectinidae. The record is from RefSeq and is a predicted model, not a curated record.